GCCAUUCGCCGCGCGUUACCUCCGCGCAUGCGCCCGCCUCGCGAGUGACAAGUGACAGUUUACCCCCAAAAUGGCGGCCAAUAUUUACGUGCUAUGUUUUCUACUGGCGGCCGGACUAGCGGCAGGAGCUCGCCCCAGGCCGAGGCUCCAGCAGCAAAUUGACGACCAGUACGACUACGAGCCGCAAGGACAGGAAGGAGGCGCUGGCGAUCAGGUGGUGCUAGUAUCAGCGGACGCGUACGACGCGCUGUACAGACAGAACGACAGGUUGGAUGACUACGAGCCGCGCGCGCUGCAGCGAGCGCCGGCGCGGCAGAAACUGCAGCCGCAACCCGCCCCCGAGGGACCCAAGCAGCCGCCCGUGCAGACCAUCCGGAAUUACAAUAAAGUAAACGAUGACGGCAGCUUCACAUUCGGCUAUGAGGCGGCCGACGGGUCCUUCAAGGAAGAGACGCGAGGCACUGACUGCGUUGUGCGCGGCAAGUACGGCUACAUCGACCCCGAUGGCAAUAAGCGCGAGUUCACCUACGUGUCCGGCAACCCCUGUGACCCCAAUAAGCCUAACGAAGAAGAGGAGCCCGAGGCGCCGGCCCCAGACUCCGCGGAGCGCGAUGACGGAGUGCCCAACUACCCGACUCGGCCGGCGCCCAGGCCUACGACCGCCCGACCCCCCACGACCUUCUUCCAGAACGACUUCAGGGACGCCGAUGAGGAUGAAAUUGAAGAGGAGCCUCUGCAGCAGAUCAGACCUAGAGUAGUCCAGCGCCCAGUGGCAAGACGACCUGCUUACCACGCGCAACAGGUUGCCAUCACUCCACGACCAGUGCCCAUUCCCACUUCGCCCAGAGCACUGCCGCCGCCGCCGCCCACUACUUUCAGACCGCAGCCACAGAUCCAAGUGACGCCAAAGCCUCAGAUUCAGUACAGCCCUGAGCCUAACUACUCGCCAUCUCCUUCUCCAAUUCUGACUACCGCCAGACCCUCGCAGAUUGAUUUCGCUGCUGAAUUUGCGAAAUUCCACCGCGAAAAUCAAUUGCCAGCAACCACGACAGCUACUGUUGCCACUCCCAGUAAGACCACAGCCGCUGCCGCAUCCCCCGCGCCUAGCGGAAACCCUCUGUACUCGACGGAGUUGGUAUACGACCCAUCAAGCGGACAGUACAACACUCAGCUGUUCCAAACCCUGCCACAAACCAAGGGAGAGUUGAACCUUAACCAGAGACUGCAGCCAUACGUGGCCCAACAGCAACCCCAGCAGAGGCCGUUCAUACCGUCACCCCAAAUCGCUCCCGUGCCAUCCUCGCCCGCGUCCAACGUGCCACUCUUCAGACACCAGAUCCAGCACUCGAACCCACAAGAAGUAUACCAGAGGCAGCAAUCUGAGCAGCAGUUCCAGAACUCGCAGCAGCUGUUCGCGCAGCAGCAGCAGCUGCAGCAGAGCCAGCUGCAGCGCGACCGCGCGGCGGCGCGUGCGCAGGCGCAGCGCCUGGCGGCGCAGGGGCAGGGCGCGGCCGCCGCGCCGGCGCCGCAGCGAGCGUCUCCCGCGCCGCAGUUCUACUACGUGGCGCCGCGCGGCGGCGAGUCCGUCUCCUCGGGACAGAUCGACGCGUUCCUCAGAGGACACGGCAUCCAGUUUUAAGAGUGAGCUAGGCAUCACUGUCGGCCGGUAGAAUCUGGGGUUUAAAAGGUCAUUUUGGCUUUUAUAUUAGUAAAGAUACUACGAUUCUUACUUAAAAAGUUCACGUAAGUUUAAGUGAACUUUUUUUGGUACGAAACUUAAUAGCUUUGUGUGGUUCAGCCAAAGUGUCCUUUGCCCCAGGCGCCCGGUGUCGUGUGGUGAGAGUGGCGGUGGGACAGUGGCGGCGUGGCCGUCCCGUGUACAUAACGUGUCUAAUCAGUACCUUAAAGUAAUUCUAGUAUAGAGGUUAAGUAUGAACCGAUCCGGCGCGCGAUAGUCCGCGGCGCGAUUUUGUAAAAACUCACAAAUGGUAUUUUGUACUUCUUUGUUUAUAUAAUAAAUUAUAUUUUUUAUAAUAUAGAAA
Messenger RNA from Manduca sexta (tobacco hornworm), 2042 nucleotides. It is a transcript of the gene CPH28, whose product is annotated as pollen-specific leucine-rich repeat extensin-like protein 2. The record is from RefSeq and is a predicted model, not a curated record. Lineage: Eukaryota; Metazoa; Arthropoda; Insecta; Lepidoptera; Sphingidae. The transcript has 4 exons. Gene Ontology annotation, molecular function: structural constituent of chitin-based larval cuticle. Bases 71 to 1639 code for a protein of 522 amino acids. Gene Ontology annotation, cellular component: chitin-based extracellular matrix.